AAAAAUACAUGUGCAUCUUGGAUAGAGCUAAUUUUUCUCGCAAAAAAUGUUACUCAUUUACUCAAUUAUUGAGAACGAGAGCGGGUUAAAACCGUAUCUGAAGAGAAUUUUAUACAUUCUGAAAAAUCUGCGCCUGUAAGUCUUUACUUGGGGGAAAAUUCUGGGGACGGAGAAGGCCGCACGAAGAAAGAGGAAAUAACAGUUUAGACUGGUUUUCAUCUUUAUCAAGGGAACAUAUUAAACUGACCAAAGGCUUUCCUGAAGUCAUGGCAGACGAAGAAAACACCCUGUAUUGUGGCAAUUGUAAACGUGACAUUCCUGAGGCCAAUUUUACCACACACGAGAUUCACUGUCGCAGAAAAAUUGUCCUGUGUGACGUGUGCCAGGAGCCCGUACCCCGAUCCGACCUGGACGAGCACCGGCUGCAGGAACACACGGAGAUUACAUGCAAAUGUGGAAUGAAGGUUGAGAAAAAUCAUGUUGAUGUACAUCAGAAUUCUGAAUGCUCACAGCGACUGGUGUCCUGCCCGUACUGUGAUCUGGAGCUUGCUUUUAGUCAUUCUAAAGAGCACGAGGACUAUUGUGGCACACGGACUGAGCCUUGUCCGCACUGCAAGUGCAACGUGAUGCUGCGUGAACAGGUUGUACAUCCCGCCUUAUGUGGAAGCCUCACACCACCUCAAGAGAAGAACAACAGCAGGAUGAGUCGCACCGCGGCAGAGCGAGAGUCUUCAGAUGCAUGGUUUGAAGCUCACUCCAUCAGGAACCUCCUCAGACCCCAAGAAAGAAGCGUGAAGAAUAAUAACGUUGGUGCGUCAGCUCAGCAGUCUUUUCCUCCAGCGUUUAAUCCUUCAAUGUACAACACUUCAAGAGCAAUGCAGGCUUCAAGAGACUGGAAGAAUGCUGCACCGCAGAACACAGGGUUUAGCCACUGUCACAGUGAUUUCCUGCAUGGAAGCAGCAGUAAUGCCAGAUCCCACAGUGAGAGUCCAUCAGACGAGGACUCCCCCGGCCUCGACUACAUGUUGGCUCUCAGCCUGCAGGGGGACGGAGAACCAGUGGCAGGAGGUGUGGACGGCAACGUGUGGAGUGACAUCUGGGACCACAACAUAGGGAAGUCAAACACAUCGGGAAACCCUUCCUUUUCUCUUCCCAACAACAAUUACUCGAACUUCAGUGGAGGAACGGUCACGAGUGCGGUUCAGGAUUAUGACCAAACAGAUACCAUGUUGCCUUGUGAGUUCUGUGAAGAGCUGUUUCCUGAGGACGACCUCAUUUUGCAUCAGACCGGUUGCAGUCCAACUUCAGCCUUUGCAUCUUUUAGCAAGCGUCCCACUUCUCCACCCAAAGAUGAGAAGAUGACCAGGAACGCUUCAGGAGUGAUUCAAAGGCUUCCCAACACACUUGCGGCCAACGUUCCAGCCUUUCCCCGAUCCAUGUCUCCAACAUCCUACAGUCCUCCAGUCAGUCCACUAGAGGGCGAUGUGGUCAUUCCAUGUGAAUUCUGUGGCAUCGCUUUGGAAGAAGCUGUUGUCUUUCACCAUCAGGAUAAAUGUGACAUGCGGCCUGAAAUCGCUCACCCUCUGAAUAAUACUGAAAGGCCAUCCACAAGGAAACCUCUCAGUGCUUUUAUGCACGGUUCUCCAGAGUUCCAGAGAAGAGUGAAGCACCAAGCUGAUGUCUUGGAUGAGGACUUUGACAGGAACAAUUUGCCAAACCUGGGAGGAUGGCAGAGAAGCUACCCCGGACCUCCAAAUCAGAGAAAGACUCCCAACUAUGACAUAUCUGUGAAACACAGAUCACAGCAGGGCAGCGACACGGACGCCGAUCGUUUAUCUUUUGGCGACGCUGGCAUGCCCGAUUCUGCUUCAUUAAAGGGACUUCAUAUCCAAGACAACAGAGAAGAAAGAAGGAAUAGAAGGAAUCCAAUGACAAAGUCAAACAAGGACCAGACGGAGGAGCAGCAGGACAAGUGAGGGCAAGAAAUGAAGGGAAAGACCAAAUAAAUAAGUCUACUUUUCCUGUAUCCUGUUUGCACACUUUUUAAAAUCUAAAACAGUUAAUAAGUUGAUAAGUGCCUGUGGGAGCUGUAGUAUCUAUCAGUUUAUGUUCAGUUAAAUCGUUUAGUUAGCUCAUUCAAAUGCAACAUAAUUUGAAAGCUGUUUUUUUGUUUGUUUAUUCUGGACUCCCGUAUUAUUAAGUUCUGUCCAUGUUUUUAUUCUUCAAAUGUUUUUGUUGAUUUGCUCGAAUAUGACUUGUUGAAAAACAGACACUAUGAUAAAUGUUACUUUAUUCUGCAGAUUAGUUAUUGCUUAAAAACAUUUUGUUCUGACCAGUUGGCUAUUUCUUUAAAGUUGCAUUUUUAACAAACAUUAAGCACUUUGAUAAAUGAAUUUGCUAAAAAGGGCUCGGGGAGCAAAUUACUUGGUUAUACAUAUUUGAUUAUGGUAAAAGUAUUCCAUUGAUAAUUCCUUUUUUUUACCUUUUAGACAUUUAUGUCCUUGUCAUUGAUUUCAUGUUAUCACUAUUAAUCUUUUUUUAUUUACCUUGUAAGUGUGUGUCUGUUGUAAUGUUACAAUAGCUUUAAAAGCAACAUGUCAUCUGUUUAAUCCUUUUUAUAAGUAAUCUAUGAAGUUGCUUUGCCUCCUUAAUUGAAUUUAAGGUCGAUGUGUUUUGUAACACUUUAUAAAUGUGCAUGCAUUCCAAUAGGCACUCACAGAUGCUGCAAGUUCUGCCUUUUUUUAAUCAACAACCUUAAGUAAAGAGCAGCGAACGGUGGUGAGAUCACUUGAUGUGUUGUUGAAUUAGUGGCACUCAUGGCAUGCUGUUAAAUGUUCUAGUUAAGAGAAACUUGUUAUCCUUUUGUGGUAAUUAAAUGUUUUAAGAGGGACAUUGUUGACUUUGAUUUCUUUUAAAUGCUACAUACAAGAAACCAAUAAAAUACCAAUAAACAUGAA
Molecule: messenger RNA, 2957 nt
Organism: Oryzias melastigma (Indian medaka)
Lineage: Eukaryota; Metazoa; Chordata; Actinopteri; Beloniformes; Adrianichthyidae
Gene: trafd1
Product: TRAF-type zinc finger domain containing 1
Exons: 12
Coding region: 267-1976 (569 amino acids)
Source: RefSeq, a predicted model, not a curated record